GACGGGCAGAGGCGGCGGCGGCGGCAGUGGGCAGUGCCCAGCACUGCCCUGGCGGCCCAUGGGCUCCACGCGGGUGAUCGCGAAGGAGCUGUGUGAGAACGACGACCCUGCGCCACAGCCUGGUGAUUCGACUCCUAUCGGACUUAGGACCCACAAGAUGACACCGUCAGCGCUCCCCGCCAUCCGGAGGCAGCACCACCUGCGGGAGGCGGUGGAGGCGUUCCGCCGGCGCCGGGACCUGGACGCCGCCUACCGCGCCCUCCUACUGGGCGAAUGGGCCGGCUCCUACUUCAAGAGCCGCAGCCGCCAGCAGGAGACGGCACUGAAAACCCACAUACUCCGCUACCUCCGCAUCUUUCUCCCGGAGAGCGGCUUCACCAUCCUGCCGUGCAGCCGCUACUCCCUGGAGACCAACGGCGCCCGGGUGGUGUCUACGAAGUCCUGGAGGAAGAACGACAAGCUGGAGCUGCUGGUGGGCUGCAUCGCUGAGCUGACGGAGCCGGACGAGAGCCUGUUGCGAGCCGGGGAGAACGACUUCAGCAUCAUGUACUCCACGCGCAAGCAAUGCGCCCAGCUCUGGCUGGGCCCCGCCGCCUUCAUCAACCACGACUGCAGGCCAAACUGCAAGUUCGUCCCAACGGAGGGGAACACGGCCUGCGUCAAGGUACUCAGGGACAUCGAGCCGGACGACGAGAUCACCUGCUUCUAUGGCGAUGGCUUUUUCGGGGAGAACAACGAGCUGUGUGAAUGCCGCACCUGUGAGAGGAAGGGGGAAGGCGCCUUCGCUUGGGGAAGGCCCCUCGCAAUCUACCUCACCCAGAAGAAAUACCUGCUCCGGGAGACGGAUGGGCGCUGCAGGCUGGAAGGGGCGGGUCCUGGCAAACAGGGGAGCAACCAGAGCAAUGAGGCGGCGGCGAGGGUCCGGCACAGGAGGAGCGUGGCGCGCCUCCCGGCUCCAGAGCUCUGGGCCGCGGGCCGCCUCCUUCAUCUCGCGCUCUGGGCCCGGGCCGGGAGGACCUGCGCAUCUCCCCUGCACGACUGCGUGGCCUGCCGGGCCGCGGGGGAGCCGGCUGUCGGCUGCGGAAAGCCGCUCUGGUCACCCUGCUGUGCGCCCCAGGGCCAGGCAGCUUUCCUACGCCGCCUGGCACGUCGGCCUCACGUCGCUCCCUGCGCAGACCGCCGCCGGGCGCAGCGGGAGACAGCUGCUGUAACGCCGCCGCCCUGGUGUCCGUGGCCCAACGCCGCCCCGCAACGACCUACGUGGAGCUGGGGGGGAAGGUUGCCAAGAGGGCCUGGCAGGGCAGGGCUCUGGGGGCGGAAUCCCCCUGGCGGGGAGCUGCACGCGUCAGAGCCCUGGGAGCCGCCUCAGACAGAGGCCCGCAGGAGACUUCGGUCCGUAGCAGCAGGCCUCGGCAGAGUUCUGCAGCUCGGGCUGGGGUCACGGGGGCCCCGCUGGGGAGCUCUGGAGCUCCAUGGCUGGGGACACGUGCGGCUCCGCGUGCUGGGGACACAACAGCUCCGCGCCAGGGACUCAGGCUCCCCUGGGGAGCCUGGAGCCUCCGUGCUGGGGACACGCGGCUCCGCGCUGGGGACUCAGGGCCCCCUGGGGGAGCUCUGGAGCUCCAUGCUGGGGUCACGUGGCUCCGUGCUGGGGACUCAGCUCCGUGCUGGGGACUCAGAGCCCUCUGCUGGACAGACACAGCUCCGUGCCGGGGACUCGGGGCCCCCUGCUGGAGGGACACAGCUCUGCGCUGAGGACUCAGGGCCCCCUGCUGGGGGGACACAGCUCUGCACUGGGGACUCUGAGCCCCCUGGUGGAGGCCUGGAGCUCCGCGCUGGGGACUCGGGGCCCCCUGCUGGGGACACGCAGCUCCAUGCUGGGGACUUGGGGCCCCCUGGGGGAGCUCUGGAGCUCUGUGCCCCUGCUCCACAGCCCCCCAGCCAGCUGGUCUGUCGGACCAGGAGCAUGGCCUGGAGGCAGGCCAAGGCCACACUCCCUGCCAGGCCCCACCCCCCGAGCCACUGGCGGCCGGCCAGCAAGGCGCUCCUGGGCAGAGACGACCCCAAGCUCUCCCUCUACGCCCACGUCCGCCUGGAGCCAGUGAGGCCGCGCUGGGCGGAGCAGGAGGAGCCCAAACGGACGGUGACCUUUCACCCUUUUGCCCCCCCAAAACGCCUGCGGCUGGUGGUGAGCCAUGGCUCUAUCGACCUCGAUGUUGCCUCCAGUGAGGAGUCGGCCUGAGGCUCUGGGGCCAGGAGGGGCUCAGCUCCCUCCACAGCUCGCUGACCGCACCCCCCCCCCCCCGCCCAUGAGAUUGCACUGAGCGCUCCCCACCUACCCCAUUGGACAGAGCUUUCCCGGAGCUCCUCCCAUGGCGGGGCCCCGGGUAGAACCGGGCCCUUCAGGGGUUAUUUAUAGUCAGUUGGACAGGAGGCCCCAGGCCUGAUAAGGGGUGUGGAUGCGAACAGGUUUCUGGGACGUGGGGCCUUUCCCCUCUAGGGGGCGCUGGCCCGGCUCUGGCCCCAGGGCGGGGACUGGCUGGCUCAUGGGG
Messenger RNA from Chelonoidis abingdonii (Abingdon island giant tortoise), 2552 nucleotides. The record is from RefSeq and is a predicted model, not a curated record. NCBI's taxonomy places the organism in Eukaryota, Metazoa, Chordata, Testudines, Testudinidae.